Messenger RNA from Coregonus clupeaformis (lake whitefish), 5875 nucleotides. RefSeq names its product adenosine deaminase RNA specific (gene adar). NCBI's taxonomy places the organism in Eukaryota, Metazoa, Chordata, Actinopteri, Salmoniformes, Salmonidae. The transcript is spliced from 16 exons. Bases 338 to 4474 code for a protein of 1378 amino acids. Gene Ontology annotation, molecular function: double-stranded RNA binding; double-stranded RNA adenosine deaminase activity; tRNA-specific adenosine deaminase activity. Gene Ontology annotation, cellular component: cytoplasm; nucleolus. Gene Ontology annotation, biological process: RNA processing; adenosine to inosine editing. The record is from RefSeq and is a predicted model, not a curated record.
UUCGUUGUAUUUUGAUAGAACGUAACUGUUUAUCUAGACUGUUUGAAGUGUAGUCACCUUCUGGCCCCGGCGGUACGCGCGCAGACUUCUACAUCUCUCUGCUGUUAAAAAGUGGCUGAAACCUACUCGCCUUUCUGCUGCCUUCAGGCCAGGUGGUGAGGUAGUACAUCUGUAUUUUAUCCCGCGAACUUUAAGGUGCUGACUGCCACUUUGCGAUCAUCGCCCACCCGGCCGUUCUGCCAGACAGUUGCUGCAUCAGUAUCCAACACAGAGACACAUCCUCCUAUCUGCUGCAUAACAGGCGGCCCUGGUCCCCCCUCAACCUGCCCCCUGCGCUAUGAGCAGAGGACGAGGAGGGCCCCCCAUAGAGCAUUACCACCGACCCCCUCUCCCCCAACUGCAGGCUAAGCAACAAUACUACAGAGCUGGACCCCUGGGAUUUCACCCCAGAGCCCCCCCGCAACAGGCCCCACACCCAAACGUCCAUUCAUACAUAGGCCCAGUCCCCCCUCUAGUACCACCCAGUGCCCACUCUCAGCCGCUCUACCCCUCCGCCCCUCCCCCACCCGGCCACAACCCAGCCCUGAGUCAGCAGAGCUCUUGUCCCAGUGGUCCUAACUCCUUCAGGCAGCAGCAGGUCCACUUCCUGAGGGGACAGAACACUGAGGCGCCCCAGUUUAGGGUGAGCCCCAGAGGGGCACAGAGCUUGGGUCGAGGGGGACCGAACGGACUCUAUAACGGAUCGAACCAGUCCCAGGCAGGGUACAGCAUAUACUCCCAAAACAGCUCCAGGGGGAGAGGGGGAUACAGCAGCGAGCGAGGCAGAGGGAACGGUAGGGACUUCGGGUACCCACCCAGUCAGGGACCCCCUAGAGGACCAACCAGCCCUAGAUUCUGGAACCAGAAGCAGACUUUGACCCAAAAGCAAGGCUUCAACAGACAGUGGAGCCUGCAUGCAGACUGUGCUGACGGGCUGUCUUUCUCAGAAGGCUUUCAGAGUUUAUCCUUAGACAGAGAGAGGUCCUACAGAGGAAGAGUUGACAGAGGCGACAGCUUUGACAAAGCUUCUGUCGGUAGUAGUAAUAAUUCAAACAACAAGAGUGCCCCUACAGUUCAACUACCCGACAUCCGAGAGCAAGUUUUGCAAGCCUUGGCAGAUUUGAGCCCCGGCGAGACACUACAAGCAAAGUGUUUGGCGAAAACGCUGCGGCUGCCCAAAAAGUUUAUCAACCAGGCCCUUUACGCUCUCGAGCGUGAUAAGAAAGCUUCGAAACACGGUGAAAGUCCUCCAGAGUGGACUGUCUACAUAGAACCACAGGAAGAACCGGAAAGUAGAGAUUCUGAUCCGGAAAACCCACGUUCACAACAGAGGGAACAUUCUGUGGAGGUGUCACAGGAAGGGCCUUCAGAAGAUUGUUCUCUCUUCCUAUCUGUGAAGGAGGAGGACGUUGUCAUCGAGGCUGAGAUCCAGCAAACUGAAACGCAGACCCCUGAGGGCGACAAAGAAGAAGAUUACUACGUAGAAUCCGAUUCGCACUCCUCUUCCUCAGAACCAUCCGAGUCAUAUCGGCAACAUUCCCAGUCCCAAACCCAACAACCCAGUAUCAACAGCAGCAGUAACGAAGAGCUUGACCUAGACUUUGACGAGAGAGACAUGGCGGACUGCGGCAGUAACCAGAAGGAGUUGAUCCUGCAGUAUCUGCUGGAGGCAGGGGAGGUCACGGCCCUGGUGAUCUCCAAGAACUUGGGCUUGAGGGGUGCCAAGCAGGUCAACCCCACCCUGUACGCCAUGGAGAAGCAGGGCGAUGUGAGCCGCAACGCAGAGGUGACCCCUCACACCUGGGAGCUGUCUGUCCACCGCAGGGAGAGGAUGGAGAGGAGCCUCAAGGCCGAGCGCAGCACCCCUGCCAAGGUCGAGGGAAUGGGGUCUGGAUUCCAGGCGGUGCCACCCGGAUUGGAGGGUCUAGGGGCCAACGAUGAGGCGGAGGACGAGUCGAACGGAGGGCAGUGGGCGACCGACGAUAUCCCAGAAUUCCUCAACGCCAUCAGCCGGGACGGAGGGGGGACAGUGGCAGUCUCCCUGGCAGCGCCCCCACCUCAGAACCUCCGUGCCAAACUCCAGGAGGUGAGGGCCAAGAACCCAGUCAGCGGCCUGAUGGAGUUCGCCCAGUACCAGGGACACAAUUGCGAGUUCCUGCUCCUCGACCAAUCAGGGCCUUCACAUGACCCCAGAUUCCGUAUGCAGGUCAUGCUGGACGGAAGGUUGUUUCCUGUUGCUGAGGCAUCUAAUAAAAAGGUGGCGAAGAAAGAUGCCGCCUCAGCGACCCUGAGGAUUCUGCUUCGCGAGAUAGAGGGGGGAGGGGCUGAGGAGGGGCUCACUGCAGGGGUGGACCAGGCCAUGGACCCCACAUCUGACAUCCCUGAGGUAGUGGAGGGUCCGCCCCAGGCCCUGUCCCGUUCCCUGCCGGGGGGUAAGAACCCAGUGUCCAUGCUGAUGGAGUACAGUCAGCGCACUGGAAACCCGAUCGAGUUCAUCAACACUGGACAGGAGGGCCCACCUCACGACCCACGGUUCAUGUUCAGGGUGAAAAUAGGGGAAAGCCUGUGUGCUGAGGCCUCAGCCCCCAGUAAGAAGGCUGCCAGGCAGCUGGCCGCAGAGGAGGCCGUCAAGGAGUUAAUGGCCGACGGGAGACUGCAGCUCAACAAGCCCCAGUUCCCCCUGUGUCUGUCUGGUGAUGAGGGGGGCUUCAUGCCCGCUUGCCCCUCCCUGCCCCCUCUGACAGAGGAGGAGCUGCGUUCUGCCCACGAGGCGGGGGUUGGUGACCUCAUCAGCCACCUGAACAACAACGCCGUGUCAGGCCUGCUGGAGUACGCCCGGGCCAGGGGCUUUGCUGCAGAGAUACGGCUGGUCGGGCAGUCAGGACCACCGCACGAGCCCAAGUUUACCUACCAGGCUAAGCUAGGGGGUCGCUGGUUCCCUCCUGUCUGUGCGUCCAAUAAGAAGCAAGGGAAACAGGAAGCAGCUGACGCAGCUCUGAGGGUCCUGAUUGGAGAGGCUGAGAAGGCCGCCCGCACCGGGGAACUAACCCCUGCAGAGCUGCCACUGAGUGGUGGGACCAUCCAUGACCAGAUCGCAAUGUUGAGUCACCAGCGCUUCAACGCCCUCACCACACGCAUACAGCACAGUCUUCUGGGAAGGAAGAUCCUCGCCACCAUCGUCAUGAAGAGGGGGGAAGGGCUGGGGACCGUGGUCAGCCUGGGAACAGGAAAUCGUUGCGUUAAAGGGGAGGAGCUGAGUCUUAAAGGGGACACCGUUAAUGACUGCCACGCAGAAAUCAUCUCCAGGAGAGGAUUUAUCAGGUUUCUGUAUGCUGAGUUGCUGAAGCACUGUGAAGGAUCAGAGGACAGUAUAUUUGAGCCAGCUGAGGAGAACAAGCUCCGGGUGAAACCUGACACCACCUUCCACCUCUAUAUCAGUACUGCUCCGUGCGGAGACGGGGCGUUGUUUGAUAAGUCGUGCAGCGAGGACGCAGGGGACGGCCAAGGCCACCAGCCCCUGUUUGAGAACGCCAAGCAGGGCAAGCUGCGCACCAAGGUGGAGAAUGGUGAAGGCACCAUCCCGGUAGAGUCAUCGACCAUCGUGCCCACCUGGGACGGCAUCCAGCACGGCGAGCGUCUGAGGACCAUGAGCUGCAGCGACAAGAUCCUUCGCUGGAAUGUCCUGGGGCUGCAGGGAGCCCUGCUCUCCCACUUUCUCCAUCCUAUCUACCUGGCUUCAAUCACCCUGGGCUACUUGUACAGCCAUGGCCACCUGACACGUGCUGUCUGCUGCCGAUUGGCCAGAGACGGCGAAGCCUUCUCCAAGAGUCUACCUGCUCCCUACACACUCAACCACCCAGAGGUGGGCAGGGUGAGUGUGUAUGACUCGACGCGUCACACAGGGAAGACCAAGGAGUCCAGCGUGAACUGGAGCCACCCAGACCACAUCACUGUGGAGGUUCUGGACGGGACCAAGGGCAAACUGGACGGGUACGCACCCCGCACCACAACUAGAACCAGACCCUCAGACCUGGAUCUAAACCCUCAUCCAGAUAGCAGCACCAGCCCCAAACUGGACGUGUCGCGGGUCUCCAAGUCCAACAUCUUCCGUCAAUUCCGGUCGUUAUGCCAACAGUGCGGGCGCCAGGAUCUGCUGGCUCUCCCAUCGUACGCCCAAGCCAAGAUGGCCGCCGUGUCCUUCCAGGUCGCCAAGCAGCAGUUCUUCGAGGCCCUGGGUAGCCAUGGUUAUGGAGCCUGGAUUGGCAAGCCAUUGGAGGAGAAGAGUUUUGACGAAGCGGCUGCCUUCGAUGGCCAAGGGGCAGGAAGUGUUGCUAAUAGCAACCAAGGAUACAACAACAACAAUAGCUAUGGAAGCACAACCACUGACUAUAACAGCAGCCAGUGGGGUAGUAGUGCGUACACACAGGCCAUGUAGAAAGGAGGGAGAAGAGGGGGAGGGGGGGGUAGGGUUGGCUAGAAAGAUAGAGGGGCGGGAGAGAAGGACAUGAGCCUGGACGACAGAGGGAGAAAGGAAGGAGAGGAAAGAGUAGCUAGCAGCGAGUACUGUUUCUUGAAAGAAGAGGUAGAGGUCAGACAGAGAGAGAGGGGAAAGGUCAGUUACUGAGAUGGAGGGAGGGAGGAGACAAGGGGAUAACAGGCAAGCCCAAGGGGUGAGGGUCAUACAGCAGCGAGGGAGAGAAAGAAGGGGUUGCCACUGCUACACAAAACAGGAUAUACAAAGAAAGAGAUGGGGGGGGUUAGUAAAAAUGAUUACUAUCUGAUGUAGUGACAUUCAGAGCUGCACAGCAUGCACUACUGCUCCACUGUAACGGUAGCCCCAGUACACACACUAUCAUCACAUUACAUACAGGCUAAACCCUCCCUGCCCAUCUCUCAUACGCACACAACACAACCCUCAGUCUCUCUAGUUCAGACACCCUACACCUGACCCUGUCGUACUCGCCAGUCAGCCAUUCAAUCACGCAUGACUAGUUUAACCUGUACUUAUCAGCCUGAGCAUGGAUAGUAGUGAUCACACUUUAUAUAUAUAAACCAGCCUUGUAACGUUUAGCUACUCCCCGACCUAGUAACCCACCCUUUACACUGUUAUUAAUGCUAUGGCUACGUCUGCAGGUCACCGGCCGGUCCAUCCCAUUACUCUUGACUGUAACAUAGAUUUGCUGAUGAUGUUGACUAACUAGCCUAGAUCAUAAUUAUUCUGUUAUUAUUGUGUCCUGUGUAGUGUGUAUCGCUAUUGUUCUUGAGUUUUAUGGUGUAGUCACCGGGGGGGCCACGUCAGAAAGGACAACGGUGACGUUGAGAACUGCUGAGAACAAGUAAAUCAGCUACUUGUUCUCAUUUUAGGAUUCAGGUUAGGAGGGGGUCAAAGUUCAGGUUAGGAUAAUUGAUUACUGGUAGUUGUGGUAAAAAAGAAGAAAGGGGCUUUGCACUCUUGUCCUUUCUAGCGUGGCCAGAUAGUGGCCAGCGGGUUUUAGGCGGACAGGGAGAAAGACGGGUUUGUUUUUAUGUUUUAGUUUAGUCUGAUCAAAUACAUUCAAGGGUGAAGCAAUAUAUACAUCAUGUACAUACAAAUACAUAAAUACACAGAUGUAUAUGCAAUAGCGACGUUUGUGUAGGGUAUGUAUAUAUCUCUGUGUGUGUAUGUAUAUGUAUAUAUUAUGUAUAUAUUUUGUAAGUCAUGCCUAAAAUUGAUUUUCUAUUGACUAUUUUUUUGAAAUGUUUUAACAAGUGGAUGACAGAAAGCAUUUUUUUUUUCUAUGGAUGGAAAAUGUCAAGUUUUAAGUGAUUAUAAAGACCGGCUUUGUAAAAGCUGAAA